AUGUUCGGCACCCUCCGCAUCGCCGCGCCCGCUGGCGUGGCCGUCAAGUCGCAGCGCAACGUCACUGCCCGCGCCGGCAAGUACGAUGAGGAGCUGAUCGCCACCGCGGCGAAGAUCGCGUCGCCCGGCCGCGGCAUCCUGGCCAUGGACGAGUCGAACGCCACCUGCGGCAAGCGCCUGGACUCGAUCGGCGUGGAGAACACGGAGGACAACCGCCGUGCCUACCGCGAGCUGCUGGUGACCGCCCCCGGCCUCGGCCAGUACAUCUCGGGCGCCAUCCUGUUCGAGGAGACCCUCUACCAGAACACCUCGGACGGCUCGCGCAUGGUCGACAAGCUGAACGAGCAGGGCAUCGUCCCCGGCAUCAAGGUCGACAAGGGCCUGGUGCCCAUGGCCGGCUCCAACGGCGAGUCGUGGUGCCAGGGCCUCGACGGCCUGGCCCAGCGCUGCGCGGAGUACUACAAGGCCGGCGCGCGCUUCUGCAAGUGGCGCUCGGUCGUCUCCAUCCCCUCGGGCCCCUCGAUGAUCGCCCAGCGCGACUGCGCCUACGGCCUGGCCCGCUACGCCGCGAUCGCGCAGGCGAACGGCCUCGUGCCGAUCGUCGAGCCGGAGAUCCUCCUGGACGGCGACCACGACAUCGACCGCACCCUCGAGGUCGCGUCCGCCACGUGGGCCGAGACGUUCAAGUACCUGGCCGACAACAACGUGCUGUUCGAGGGCAUCCUCCUCAAGCCGUCGAUGGUCACGGCCGGCGCGGACUCCACCACGAAGAACUCCCCGGAGGUCGUGGCCGACUACACGCUCAAGAUGCUGCGCCGCCGCGUCCCGCCGGCGGUCCCGGGCAUCAUGUUCCUCUCGGGCGGCCAGUCGGAGCUCGAGUCGACGCUCAACCUGAACGCCAUGAACCAGUCGCCCAACCCGUGGCACGUGUCGUUCUCGUACGCGCGCGCGCUCCAGAACACGUGCCUGAAGACGUGGCAGGGCCGCCCCGAGAACGUCGAGGCCGCCCAGGCCGCGCUCAUGAAGCGCGCCCAGGCCAACUCGAUGGCGCAGCUCGGCAAGUACGACCCCAAGGUCGAGGGCGACGACUCCAGCGCCGGCGAGGGCAUGUUCCAGGCCGGCUACACCUACUAA
Pedinophyceae sp. YPF-701 is the source of this 1134-nucleotide messenger RNA. The record is from the annotation of a GenBank genome assembly. NCBI's taxonomy places the organism in Eukaryota, Viridiplantae, Chlorophyta, Pedinophyceae.